CUCCAUUAUCGAGGUUCUGUCCCUACAGUUCCGGUUACAGAAUGUCAAAUGAACCGACGGGACGGUAUACAAGGAAAUCCCCACUUGAACUAACACAAAGAUAGGUAAGUAAUUUAACCCAAAACAGAGUAGCGCAGGCUUGGCAACUUCCUCGAUAACUGCAGGUGCAAUUGACCGUCUCUACCUACACGGUACUCUGUACUCGCGAAACAAAUCACCAAAACACAUGCAUUCACGCAACUCUCAUCUGACGAUUCUAGCUUGAAUGUAGCUCUCGCUCCUGUUGCUCCUUCAUCCCCAUAUGGCACUCGCGUCUUCCUUUAAAUCUCCACGUGCGGUCUUCUCGGCGGCAGUACUCCUCCGAGUGGUACUUCUCGUAUACGGUCUCUUCCAAGAUGCAUACUCCCCCAUGAAAUAUACCGACAUAGACUACUUUGUCUUUACCGACGCAGCACGUUUCAUAUCACAAGGGAAAUCGCCCUACGCCAGAGACACAUACCGCUACACCCCCCUUUUAGCAUGGCUGAUCUAUCCUACGACUUGGCCUGGCCAGAUGUGGUUUUCUUUCGGUAAAAUCCUAUUCGCAGUCGGAGAUAUUGUUGCUGGCUGGAUGAUGUUUCGCAUUCUUCGCUCCUAUCAGAAGAUGCCUCAAGAGAGAGCACUCAAGUUCGCUAGCAUAUGGCUGCUAAAUCCGAUGGUGGCUACCAUCAGUACAAGAGGGAGCUCUGAAGGCUUGUUAGGAGUUAUUGUCAUUGCCUUGCUAUGGGCGGUGCUGGCAAGACGCAUCGUUGUUGCCGGUUUCCUUUUGGGCUUGGCUGUGCAUUUCAAGAUCUAUCCAUUUAUAUACGCUGCAUCUAUUGUGUGGUGGCUUGAUGAAGGACACAGCUCUGGGAAGAAGAAGAGGAGUGGAGUCGCUGAGAAAGCAUCGAUCAUCUCCCACAUCACGCGUUUCGUUACUCGAGAAAGACUAUUGCUAGCCACAACCAGCAUCAUCACAUUUACCGCAUUCAAUGUGGUAAUGUACUUAACAUACGGCUACCCUUUCCUUGAACACAGCUACUUCUACCACCUCAUCCGCAUCGACCACCGUCACAACUUCUCCCCCUACAACACACUCCUCUACCUCAAUUCCUCUCCAACAACCACGUCCUCCUCCUUCGAGCUGGAGCGUCUUGCUUUCCUUCCUCAACUCCUGCUGAGCGUCAUUUUGAUCCCAAUCGCGCUGGCUAAGAAAGAUCUGCCAUCGACCAUGUUGGCGCAAACGUUUGCCUUCGUCACCUUCAACAAAGUGUGCACAAGCCAGUACUUCCUCUGGUAUCUAAUCUUCCUCCCUUUCUACCUCCCGCAUUCAACCCUCCUCCACUCGCGGCCCAUCGGCCUCACAGCCCUCACUCUUUGGGUCCUCGGUCAAUUUUUCUGGCUUCAGCAAGGCUACCAGCUCGAAUUUCUGGGCCGCUCGACGUUUGUGCCCGGGCUGUGGAUGGCGAGUUUGGCGUUUUUCGUCGUGAAUGCGGGGAUUUUGGGGGUUGUGGUGCGGGAUGUUAAAGGGAUGGGUGAGGCCGGGCAGGACGCGAAGGUCGAGAAGAAGAGAUGAUGAAAAUGUCUGGGUGUUCAAACAUUCUUGGAUGUAAGGACUCAUUACACCAACGAAUGGAGAGAUCACGCAUCAAGGCUUAGUUGAGGGAGAAAAACAACUGUACUAUAUUUAUACUAGGCCUACGCUUCAGGGCAUCCCAGGACUCCGUGAGCAUCCUUGGAGUAGAACCUCAAUGCAGGUCUAUAUGCGACACAUGUAAUUCACAG
Westerdykella ornata is the source of this 1803-nucleotide messenger RNA. Its product is annotated as GPI mannosyltransferas-like protein 1. Bases 302 to 1594 code for a protein of 430 amino acids. Gene Ontology annotation, cellular component: membrane; glycosylphosphatidylinositol-mannosyltransferase I complex. Gene Ontology annotation, molecular function: alpha-1,4-mannosyltransferase activity; GPI mannosyltransferase activity. Gene Ontology annotation, biological process: GPI anchor biosynthetic process. The transcript has 3 exons. NCBI's taxonomy places the organism in Eukaryota, Fungi, Ascomycota, Dothideomycetes, Pleosporales, Sporormiaceae. The record is from RefSeq and is a predicted model, not a curated record.